CAGCACAUUAUGGCGUCAUCUCUCGCAAACAAAGUCAACCAUGAUAGAUGAUACACGGUGAAUGAAGCCGAGUGUGUAUGCCCGACAGUUCUUAGUUAAAUAAGUUUCUCCAGUUUAUAAAAUUAAUAUUUUUAAAUAUCUAUUAUAAAAGUAUUCGCUCUUUAUUAGUAUAUUUGAUAAAUAUAUAUUUAGAUCAACAAAAUGCAACCCCAAAUAAUAUUAUUGAAAGAAGGGACUGAUGUCAGCCAGGGCAAAGCUCAGCUGGUGUCAAACAUAAACGCCUGUCAGCAAGUCGUCGACGCCGUGAGAACAACUCUCGGCCCUCGUGGAAUGGACAAAUUGAUUGUAGAUGCCAAUGGAAAAGGUACCAUCUCCAACGACGGCGCUACUAUCCUCAAGCUCUUGGACAUUGUUCAUCCAGCAGCUAAAACUCUGGUAGACAUUGCCAAAUCUCAGGAUGUUGAGGUUGGUGACGGUACCACCAGUGUUGUCCUGUUGGCUGGAGAGUUUUUGAAACAAAUAAAACCAUUCGUCGAGGAAGGAGUUCAUCCACGCAUAAUUAUAAAAGCAUUCAGGAACGCACGAAAAAUUGCGAUCGAGAGAAUCCAAGAAUUGAGCGUAAAAAUAGAAAAAUCAACUGCCGAAGAAAAACGAAGUCUGCUGGAAAAAUGUGCCGCUACUGCGAUGAACUCGAAACUUAUUCACCAGCAGAAGGAUUUCUUCAGCAAGAUGGUCGUUGACGCUGUUUUGCUUCUCGACGAGUUGCUCCCGCUCAACAUGAUCGGCAUCAAGAAAGUAUCCGGAGGUGCGUUGGAGGAUUCGAUCCUGGUGGCUGGUGUAGCCUUCAAAAAGACUUUCUCGUACGCGGGUUUCGAAAUGCAGCCCAAGAAAUACUCACCCUGCAAAAUAGCCAUGCUGAACAUUGAACUGGAGCUCAAAGCUGAGCGCGACAACGCCGAGGUUCGUGUAGACAACGUUACCGAGUACCAAAAAAUCGUUGACGCCGAAUGGCAAAUUCUGUACGAAAAACUCGAAAAGAUCGCCAAGAGCGGAGCAAAUGUUGUUCUUUCAAAGUUACCUAUUGGUGAUGUCGCGACUCAGUACUUUGCUGACCGUGACAUGUUUUGCGCCGGUAGAGUCCCUGAUGAAGAUCUCAAGAGGACCAUGAAAGCUUGUGGCGGAGCUGUCAUCACCACUGUCAAUGAUAUCGACGACUCUGUGCUUGGAAAAUGUUUAAACUUUGAGGAAAAACAAAUUGGUGGUGAAAGAUUCAACUUUUUCGCGGGAUGCCCAAAUGCCAAAACUUGUACAUUUGUACUUCGAGGAGGAGCUGAACAAUUUUUAGAGGAGACUGAGCGGUCAUUGCACGAUGCUAUUAUGAUUGUUAGGCGUAUGAUCAAAAACGACGCAGUAGUCGCUGGUGGAGGAGCUAUUGAAAUAGAAUUGUCUCGUACACUUCGUGACUACUCGCGUACAAUUGCUGGCAAAGAGCAGCUCUUGAUCGGCGCUAUUGCUCGCGCUCUUGAAGUUAUUCCGCGACAGCUCUGCGACAACGCUGGAUUCGACGCGACCAACAUCCUCAAUAAAUUAAGGCAAAAACACCAUCAGGGUAAAUGCUGGUUCGGUGUCGACAUUCUCAACGAGGACAUUGCUGACAACAUGGACGCCUGCGUAUGGGAACCAGCAGUCGUUAAGAUAAACGCCCUCACAGCCGCCAGUGAGGCUGCUUGUCUUAUUCUCUCGGUCGAUGAGACCAUAAAAAAUCCUCGCAGCGGUGAUGCUCCUCAGAUGCCUGUCGGUGGUAUGGGUCGCGGUAUGGGACGACCUAUGUAAUUUUUUUAAUUUUCUAUCAUCACUACCUUUUUUUUUUUCCAUUCAUUAAAUUUUUUAAAAUAAAUAAGCAAUUAUU
This is a messenger RNA of Cotesia glomerata, 1909 nucleotides long. RefSeq names its product T-complex protein 1 subunit eta (gene CCT7). NCBI's taxonomy places the organism in Eukaryota, Metazoa, Arthropoda, Insecta, Hymenoptera, Braconidae. Gene Ontology annotation, biological process: protein folding. Gene Ontology annotation, cellular component: chaperonin-containing T-complex. The coding region runs from base 202 to 1833 and encodes 543 amino acids. The record is from RefSeq and is a predicted model, not a curated record. The transcript has 4 exons. Gene Ontology annotation, molecular function: ATP hydrolysis activity; ATP binding; ATP-dependent protein folding chaperone.